This is a messenger RNA of Triplophysa rosa, 2164 nucleotides long. RefSeq names its product BTB (POZ) domain containing 16 (gene btbd16). The transcript is spliced from 19 exons. Bases 183 to 1931 code for a protein of 582 amino acids. Lineage: Eukaryota; Metazoa; Chordata; Actinopteri; Cypriniformes; Nemacheilidae. The record is from RefSeq and is a predicted model, not a curated record.
UGGGCGGAACUCGUUUCAGUUUGAACUGUGGGAAUUGUAUGCAAACGCUAGGUUUAGUUUUAAGCAGGUUAUAUUCCGGUCAAGUACCCCCACAUCUCCUAGCAACAGGAUCUGUCAACAGUAGAUAUGAGCCGUAAACACUACUAAGUCAGGACGCCUGAAAGGAUUUGGAAUGAAAGGGAAUGUAUAUUCACUGGAGUCCAUUAUCUUGCAGCAAUAUGCAUUCCAGACCUCAUACAAGGUUGAUCACCUCCCACAUUUCACAGCAAAACUCUAAACGAGGUGUGGCAGCUCGCUCACUGCUGUGUCAGCGCACACAAACUGGGCACACUAACCGCUGGCAGCUGACUGGCACUGUGGGCAGUGACCUGUUGGGGCAGGCACAGGUUCGGCGGGCAGAGGAGUUUGCACUUCAAUUAUCAGAUAGGAAAAUCAAAUCAGCUGACCCCAUGGCACUUCGCUGGCGUGAGGAUACCACUGGCAGCACACAAUCCCCUUUGCCACGACUGGUUCGCCCGCUGUCAGCCGGCCAACACAGCAGUGUCUGCAGUGAAGUCACAUGGCCUUCAAAGCUUGACACCCCAGAGAAGCAAUAUCACAAUCUCUCUCACAGAGUGGCCGGUAAAGCUAAACCAGACGCAGUGCUAGAGUGUCUGGGGGGCAAAUGGGAGUUACAUUGCCCUUUCCUGAAUAACUCUGACACAUUAUUUGAGCUGUAUACCAACUGCAAGAAGGAAAGAGUUGCUCAGCUUCAGGAGAGAGGAGUGAGUGCACAGAGCAGAAGAGCUGGAAGUUCUCUGUGCAGGUAUGGGAGAGGUCUGGUUUCUAGUAAGUGCAAUCUCAGUGGCCCACUGACUCUCCGCUUGCCUGUCAAAGAUUCCUCCAUCACUAGAGAGGCUCUGUCAUUUGUCCUGCGGACGCUCUAUGACCCCGAGGAACGGCCGGAUGAAUGGGGAGAGGGUGUGAUCUCUGCUGCAGUGUUACUGGGGAUGUCAGAUCUCUUCCAGAAAUGUCUUACAGAGAUGAUGACCAAUAUCUCAUCCUCCACUGUGUGUCGCUUUCAUGAGGUGUCCUGUAAGUUUAAAGAUACGGCCCUCCAGAGAGCGUGUGAGCAAUGGCUCGAGCUGUUCUUAGUGACCGAUCUCUCCUGUCAUGUAAACCUCAAAGACUUGCCCUUUGACCUCCUGCUCAAGACCUUGCAUAGUCCAAGAUUGUUUACACUUGGUGAGUAUGAUCUCUUGAGAGCGGUACUUUAUUGGCUUUACCUGCAGCUGAACCCCCUCAGAACAACCCUACCUGCACACAGCACCAUCAUCAACUUCUUCUCCAGGGAAACAGGCGUUUUCUUGGAACAGACUCACGGACAAAAAUACAUCACUAUAUUUCAAGCUCUUCGGCUGCAUGGCAUUACAGAAUGGCAGCAUCUGCAGGAGCUGCACAACAUCAGAGUGUUUCCUGAAGCCUGCUUAUUUCACAUCCUGUCCAAUCAUUAUCACAAUCUUUACAAGGGCGGUGACAUGACCGUGACUGACUUCUCCAAACAAGCAGUACGAUUCGGAAUGAUGGUUGAUGGGGAACAAGAGUGGUGUACUAAAACCAUCAACCUCUACGGCUUUUACUUUCUACUUAAAGCUGUUAACGUGGGUGAAUCAGAUACAUACAGCUUCUCCAUUGAGAGGUUGAGACACUGGGACCCUGCUCUGUCUCAGUCUUCUAUUGUGACGCGUCCGUUCUGUAUGAGGGCUGAUCGAUCAGUGUGCUAUCACAUCACAGUUCAAAGCUACUUCAACAGUGAGUUUCAGGAGCACAGCAGUGGAGCUGUCAAUCAAGAGUUUGGCUUAUGGAAGCGUUGCUGCAGGAGCAAGCCAUUCCAUGUUGAAGGACUUUCUCCACCCAUUCUGGUGACCUUUGCACUAGCAUUUCCAUUUUGAUGUUGCCUCAACCGUUAAAGACACUAUUUAUGAAAACAUUCCAAUAAAAUAUUCCAAAAAACUUCUAUAGCACAGUACAUUAUGUUCACUUGUGUACCUACUGUACAUUCCUAAAUCCUAAAAAUUCACAGUUUUAAUCAGUGCAUUAUUGCAUUGCCUGUCAAUGGCAUCAUGUCCCGUUAUUCUCAGUGUUUGUCUUUAUAUUCUUAAGCAACUUCAUUUUUAUAAGUUAC